Molecule: messenger RNA, 1957 nt
Organism: Pseudomassariella vexata
Lineage: Eukaryota; Fungi; Ascomycota; Sordariomycetes; Amphisphaeriales; Pseudomassariaceae
Product: protein disulfide isomerase
Exons: 5
Coding region: 182-1681 (499 amino acids)
Biological process (GO): protein folding; response to endoplasmic reticulum stress
Cellular component (GO): endoplasmic reticulum
Molecular function (GO): protein disulfide isomerase activity
Source: RefSeq, a predicted model, not a curated record
CACUUGGCCUGGUCUUUUCCCAUCCUUGUCAAUCUGUCAACUUGACGGUGGAUCCACGAACUUCCCCAUCCGAGUAUCCUCCUCCCACCGGGCAGUUUCUCAACUUGCCAACCCAUUCACGCCUACACGCCAAGAUCAUUCCCGUUGCUAACGCUUUCAUCGUCGCGCUAGAUCUUGCACAAUGUACAGAAAGGUUGCUCUUAGCCUGCUGGCGGCCGCUGCCGCUGUGUCGGCUUCCGACGUUGCCCAGCUCAAGAAGGACACUUUUGACGACUUUGUUGCGUCCAACGACCUUGUUCUUGCAGAAUUCUUUGCACCAUGGUGCGGACACUGCAAGGCGCUCGCUCCCGAAUAUGAGGAGGCCGCGACCACACUGAAGGAGAAGGACAUCAGGCUGGUCAAGGUUGACUGCACUGAGGAAGCCGAGCUCUGCCAGUCCUACGGUGUUGAGGGCUACCCCACUCUCAAGGUCUUCCGCGGGAAGGAUAACAUUACUCCCUACUCUGGCCAGAGAAAGGCUGCUGCCAUCACAUCCUACAUGAUCAAGCAGUCUCUCCCCGCUGUUUCGCUCCUCACCAGCGAGACUCUUGAAGACUUCAAGACUGCCGAUAAGGUUGUUCUUGUCGCCUACAUUGACGCCUCGGACAAAGCUUCCAACGAGACGUUUACUGAGGUUGCUGAGAAGCUCCGCGACUCAUAUCCCUUCGGUGCCAGCAACGAUGUUGCUCUAGCCGAGGCCGAGGGCGUAACCGCCCCUGCCAUCGUUCUGUACAAGCAGUUCGAUGAGGGCAAGUCCAUUUUCUCUGAGAAGUUCGACGUGGAGGCUAUUGAGACCUUUGCGAAGACCUCGUCCACCCCCCUGAUCGGUGAGGUCGGUCCCGAGACCUACUCUGGAUACAUGUCCGCGGGCCUCCCCUUGGCCUACAUCUUCGCGGAGACCCCCGAGGAGCGCAAGGAGCUUGGCGACAGCCUCAAGCCGGUUGCCGAGAAGUACCGUGGCAAGAUCAACUUCGCGACCAUCGAUGCCAAGUCGUUCGGUGCGCACGCCGGCAACCUCAACCUCAAGACGGACAAGUUUCCCUCUUUCGCUAUCCAGGAGACGGUUAAGAACCAGAAGUUCCCCUUUGACCAGGAGAAGGAGAUUACCGUCGACGCCAUCUCCACCUUCGUUGACGAGUUCAGCGCGGGUAAGAUCGAACCCAGCGUCAAGUCGGAGCCCAUCCCCGAGUCUCAGGAUGGCCCGGUUGCCGUUGUCGUCGCCAAGAACUACAACGACAUUGUUCUGGACGACACCAAGGACGUUCUGAUCGAGUUCUACGCACCGUGGUGUGGACACUGCAAGGCCCUGGCUCCCAAGUAUGAGGAUCUCGGUGCUCUCUACGCCAACAGCGAGUUCAAGGACAAGGUUGUCGUCGCCAAGGUUGAUGCCACUGCCAACGACGUUCCGGAUGAGAUCCAGGGUUUCCCCACCAUCAAGCUUUACGCCGCUGGCUCCAAGGGCGAGCCCGUCACCUACAGCGGUUCCCGAACUGUUGAGGAUCUGAUCAAGUUCGUCAAAGAGAACGGCAAGUACCAGGCCGAGGUCUUCGAGAAGACCGAGGAGGAGACGCCCGUUGCCCCUGCGGCCACCGAGUCUGCCGCCGAGGGUGAGGCAGACAAGGAGACGCACGACGAACUCUAAAGAAUUGAUGGCGCGCGAAUACCAAAACACUUCUUGUACAGUUUCUACGGCUCUGCUCGACAAAUCGAGCUGGGGGCCCCAGGCCGCGGGACGGGGAUACAAUGCGAAUAUCUUAGUUCCAGCAUAGGUCAAUCAGAAUUUCCUAGUUGUUCUUACGAGCUUCUCCACGUGAAAUGCCCGCUGGAAAACCUCGUAAUGGUGGUGACUAUCAUAGCAUAGGCAUAUAGUACUACAAGGCGUAAUGAAUAGUACGAUGGAUUUAAUAUCUAGCUAGCG